CAUGUCAAAGUGAAUUGUUUGUGGUAAGAUUUUUUAUUGCGUGAGGGCGAAAUUUGUGAUUUUCUGGGUGAAAAUCCGGGAAAUUGGAUGAAAACCCGGGUUCAGGCGGCACGGUAGUGCUUGCACGGCAACAUGAACGACGAGGAUAACAUGUUCCUGAUGGACGAUGACACGGAGUCGCUGAAAGUGCUGCAAUCUUGGGGCCUUCAGCCGCGCACCGUGGAGCGUCUCUUGUACUGCGGCAUCGCCAAGAUUGUCCACCUCAAGCUGAUGAAGUCCUCGGACAUCGACGUGGUGUUCAACGAGGACACGCGCCUGGGCGAGAAGAUCCUGUUCAGAGAGUGCCUCAGCAUGUGGAAGGAACACAAUGGUAUUACUUCGAUGCCUCAAGAGACUAUGAGCAUGAACUGCCUGGACCUGACGCACGGCGAGUCGCCCAAGUACUCACCGCAGAACUCCAUGGAGUCACGCACGCUCACGCCGAUCCCCGUGAGCCUGCACCCGGCGCUGGGCAUCUUCAACCUUCGCGAGCUGCUGCGAAACACGAUGAAGGGCAUCAAGCUGCUGUCGUCCUACGAGAAGGACCACUCACUCACCAGCUCCGAGCAGCUGUACCUGUGCCAUGUGAUCGUGGACUUUCACAUGGCCUCGCGCCAGAAGAUGACCUCCAACGAGAUGGCCUACUACGCGCGCGAGAUCGUGAAGCUCUUCCCCACGGAAAACGAGAGCACGUAUUUCAUGCGACGGACGGGGGUUGGCGGCAAGAAGCCUCAGGGAAAGCUGUACUACAGAUACGCCAACACCGUCUUCAAGUUCAAGAAGGACGCAGAGAAGAGACGCGAGAGCAGCCCCUCAGACUUUGGAUAGCUCUCGUGCGAACGUGAAUGGCAGCCGAUGAUUUUCUAUUAGAAAAUACUUUACUAGCUUCUAUACUCAAUAUAGACUUUAGUUGUGUUAGAAGGACGUCCUGAAAGUAACGACAAAUUUUGAUAAAUCACUCCCUCGUUUCUAAUAGGUAUUAUAAUGCUUUUGAUAUACUCUGUGUACUGUAUAGAAUCAAGACUGCGUUUACCAGCUUUUUCGGGUGAGGGGAAAAGAGGAGAAAAAUCAAAAAUUUUGUUUUGAAAUUGCUUUAUGCAAAUCAUGUCUGGGCUUUACACCAAAAAAAUGACUUGAGAAUUUGAUAUUUCUCUAUAGAGAAAAUGCUCCAGUUAAAAUUCAGCCCUUUGACCCAGAAAAGAAACAAUAGGUAAUAAACGUUAGUUUUGAUGUAGAACAACUCUACUAGAUACUCCAUGAUUAGAUGAUUAGAGAGAUUAGAGACGAGAAGAAUAAUAAAAGUGUUUUGCGAUAGAAAAA
Phlebotomus argentipes is the source of this 1359-nucleotide messenger RNA. RefSeq lists its product as uncharacterized. The record is from RefSeq and is a predicted model, not a curated record. NCBI's taxonomy places the organism in Eukaryota, Metazoa, Arthropoda, Insecta, Diptera, Psychodidae. Bases 133 to 867 code for a protein of 244 amino acids. The transcript is spliced from 3 exons.